ACUCUACAAAAAAAAUGUGAUUAUCAAACAUGUUCAAAUCCAUUUCCACACGAUGGACAUGGACAUGCAUCCAAUAUCGCCGGCUGGCCAUAGCAAGCGCCGCUUGCCCUCGAAGUUUCCGCCCACAGGCAAAAGCUGCAGGAGCAUGGCCGAAUCUGACAGUUAGAUGUGUUCCCGAACCUCGUGGUCUUUACCGGGCCAAGGCUUCUUCUUCUUCCAACUUGGCGGCCACAGCAUCAGAGUUGGAGUCAGCCAAAUCACAGGAUGCCCUUUUGCGUGAGUUUGCCCAGAUACCAGUGGAGCGGAUACGCAAUUUCAGCAUAAUCGCUCAUGUGGAUCAUGGCAAGAGCACACUGGCUGACCGCAUUCUUGAGCUAACUGGAGCCAUAACCAAACAAGAGGGUCAACAUCAAGUAUUAGACAAUUUGCAGGUGGAGCGAGAGCGUGGCAUAACUGUAAAGGCACAGACAGCAUCGAUAUUUUACAAAUAUAAAGAUCAGCAGACAUAUUUACUCAACCUUAUUGAUACACCAGGUCAUGUUGACUUCUCGAAUGAGGUUUCCCGCUCUUUGGCCGCCUGUGAUGGUGUGAUCCUUUUGGUCGAUGCCUGUCAUGGUGUUCAGGCGCAAACAGUGGCCAACUAUCAUUUGGCCAAGCAAAGGAAUUUAAUCGUAGUGCCGGUUCUCAACAAAAUCGACAUCAAACAUGCCCAACCCGAAAAAGUCAUUCAAGAUCUACAGUUUCUAUUCCAAAUAGAUCCAAAGACAGUGCUUCAAGUUUCAGCCAAAUUGGGUCUUGGCAUAAAGGAAGUCUUAAAUCGCGUGAUUGAAUCAAUACCACCGCCACAGGUGCAACGUGAACAAGAAUUUCGCGCCCUAAUCUUUGAUAGCUGGUUUGAUAAAUAUCGCGGCGCCUUAAAUUUAAUAUAUAUUCUUAAUGGCCAUUUAGAGCAAGGUCAAGAGAUACAAUCGAUGGCCACGAAAAAAAUAUAUCCCCUGAAAACUAUAUCCAUUCUUAGGCCUAAAGAAUGUGAUGUGAAAAGUUUAUCAGCGGGUCAAGUUGGUUUAAUAGCCUGUAAUAUGCGUAAUAGCAAAGAAUCAAUAAUAGGCGAUACAAUAUAUUUAAAAAAUCAAAUAGUUCAAUCUGCCGGAAAUUAUACGCCACAAAAACCAUUAGUUUUUGCUGGUAUAUUUCCUGUCGAUCAAUCAAAACAUGUGGCCCUACGCAGUGCCAUUGAUAAAAUGAUUCUCAAUGAUUCGGCUGUAACGCUAAUGGUCGACUCUAGCCCAGCACUGGGUCAGGGUUGGCGCCUGGGCUUCCUUGGCUUGCUGCACAUGGAAGUAUUUUGUCAACGACUCGAACAAGAGCACAAUGCUGAGCCCAUUAUAACUGCUCCAUCGGUUACUUAUCGCAUUGUACUGAAUAAUCCGCGUAUGAUCAAACAAAUGGGCAAAAACACAUUGGAUAUAUCGAAUGCUGCCCUGUUUCCAGAGCCCUCCAAUAUUAAGGAAUACUAUGAACCUCUUGUAAUGGGCACAAUUAUAACACCCUCGGAAUAUGUGGGUCAAAUUAUAGCCCUGUGUAUUGAUCGUCGUGGCGUACAGCAAAGUUCCAUUAAUAUCGAUGAGACGCGCAUUUUAAUGACAUAUGUUCUACCAUUGAGUGAAAUCAUUUUAGAUUUUCAUGAUCGUCUCAAAUCGUUAAGUUCAGGAUACGCUAGUUUUAGUUAUGAAGAUCAUGGCUAUCAUUUAACAAAUUUAGUACGCUUGGAUAUUCAUCUAAAUGGUCGCCCCGUUGAAGAGCUUUGCCGCAUUGUUCAUGCCACCAAGGCCACGGGCAUUGCCCGACAAAUGGUUCACAAAUUGAAAGAUUUAAUACCCAGGCAAAUGGUACAAAUAGCCAUACAGGCCUGUGUGGGUAGCAAAGUACUGGCCCGUGAAACGAUCAAGGCAUAUCGCAAAGAUGUUACCGCCAAGCUCUAUGGCGGCGAUGUGACCCGUCGCAUGAAACUUUUGCGUCAACAAGCGGAGGGCAAGAAAAAAAUGCGAAUGUUUGCCAACAUACGAGUACCACAUGAGACCUUCAUCAAUGUCCUAAAGCGUUAAGUAAUCGGAAGGAGAGUUAGAGUUCAUGUUUUUUUGUAACUUCCAACCAUAAACAACCUUUAUUAGUGCUUAACAAAGAACCCCCCAGCUAUGCCUAUGAGAGUGAGGUUCUUGAAGGCGAAACAAACGCUUAUUAUAAGACUGAGAUCGACUAUAUUUAAUUUUGCCUACAAUGUUUUUUAUUCUAUGAGAGAAAAGGGAAAACGAAACGAACUUCAAAAUGAUUAACGGUUUUAGUGUAAGUGAGCAGGCAGCAUUGCACUUUACCUAUAAUAACAACAACAAUGGCGGCCUUAAAACAGAACACAACAACAAUAAUA
Molecule: messenger RNA, 2425 nt
Organism: Drosophila willistoni
Lineage: Eukaryota; Metazoa; Arthropoda; Insecta; Diptera; Drosophilidae
Gene: waw
Product: translation factor waclaw, mitochondrial
Exons: 4
Coding region: 30-2105 (691 amino acids)
Biological process (GO): positive regulation of translation
Cellular component (GO): mitochondrion
Molecular function (GO): GTP binding; GTPase activity; mitochondrial ribosome binding
Source: RefSeq, a predicted model, not a curated record